UGAAAGGGAGAACAGCGAGCACAGCAACGAGAAGGGGAAUUGGAAUCGUGUUUGGGGAGAAGAACAUCGCAGGGAAAAAAAUGAGCGGAACGGUGAAGAAAGUUACCGAUGUGGCGUUUAAGGUGGGAAAAAACAUUGAUUGGGAUGGAAUGGCGAAGCUUCUCGUCUCCGAUGAGGCUCGCAGGGAGUUCUCGAAUCUUCGUCGCGCUUUCGACGAGGUUAACUCCCAACUACAAACCAAGUUCAGUCAGGAACCUGAGCCCAUCGACUGGGAUUAUUACAGGAAAGGCAUUGGCCCUCGUUUGGUAGACAUGUACAAGGAGCAUUACGAGAGCAUUGAGGUCCCCAAGUUUGUUGACACAGUAACUCCUCAGUAUAAGGCUAAAUUUGACUCCCUGUUGAUUGAGCUUAAAGAAGCAGAAGAGAAAUCUCUGAAGGAGUCUGAACGUUUGGAAAAGGAAAUUGCUGAUGUACAAGAGUUGAAGAAAAAGCUCAGUACCAUGACGGCCGAUGAGUACUUCGAAAAGCAUCCCGAGCUGAGAAAGAAGUUCGAUGAUGAGAUCAGGAAUGAUAACUGGGGCUAUUGAUUUUCAAUUAGCAAAACGUCAGAAUUUGAUGUUUUCCUUGCUGGUUCAAUAAAAACAACUACAUCUAUUUCUUUGUAACUCGGUUCCCUUUUUCAGUUAAAAGGUUUUUGAUAUACAGUGUCGAAUUUUUUGUGGUACUGUAGUUAAUCACAUACGAUUUCACCUUAAAGUGCAGCUUUGGUUGUCCAAAGAAACUGAUAUCUUGUCGUUUCCGUUCCGAGACAAUGUCAAGAAAACGCUACUCUGCGAUUGUCGUUAUAAA
This is a messenger RNA of Vigna angularis (adzuki bean), 849 nucleotides long. RefSeq names its product ATP synthase subunit d, mitochondrial. NCBI's taxonomy places the organism in Eukaryota, Viridiplantae, Streptophyta, Magnoliopsida, Fabales, Fabaceae. Gene Ontology annotation, molecular function: proton transmembrane transporter activity. Bases 81 to 587 code for a protein of 168 amino acids. Gene Ontology annotation, biological process: proton motive force-driven ATP synthesis. The record is from RefSeq and is a predicted model, not a curated record. The transcript has 5 exons.